AUCGUAGAAACUGUUAUACAGUCACAGAACCAGGAAAAUUCAUUUGAUAUGAAGUUCUUCACCGAAUUGGCUUUAUGUUGGGGUGGAGCCAUAGUGAGUCCGGCGGCGGAGAUCACCAUUAGUGGGCAGCGGGAGGAGGAGCACUGUCCAAGGAAUUGCAGCCAUGAACAUGCAACAAGUGGAGUAAGGAAAAACAAGCCCUCCAAGCAUUGGAAACCCAAUCUUCUUGCAAUUUCUGAAGACCAUCCAAUUUCUAAUCUAAUCCAACAGACGGUCAGAUCUGAUCAUAAUAAACAACCCCGUGAAGUCAAACCUAAAUCUAAUACUAAGGUUGUACCACCACCAAGUCACCCUCACAACUACUGGAAAACGUCCCAUCUUAUGGCCCUCUCCGCGUUCUCGCCGACACCGUUUAUGAUCUGAGUUUGGUUUGGAGGGCUUGGACAUCCCUUUUUCUUUUUCCUUUUUUCUAAUUAACAUUUUAGCGAAAGUAAAUAUUGUCGUUAAUGCAAGAUUUUUCCAUCCAUGAUUAUUUGUGCAGCUGUGAAUUCUGUAAAUUCACUUUACGAUUUAUUUUUGUCCGAAUUAUUUUUGUCUUUGCAACUUUAGAAAUCUUGUUCUAAUUU
Olea europaea var. sylvestris is the source of this 626-nucleotide messenger RNA. RefSeq lists its product as uncharacterized. Lineage: Eukaryota; Viridiplantae; Streptophyta; Magnoliopsida; Lamiales; Oleaceae. The transcript is spliced from 2 exons. The record is from RefSeq and is a predicted model, not a curated record. The coding region runs from base 49 to 423 and encodes 124 amino acids.